AUGGAUGACAAACACGAAGUCCAACAUGUGGAGUUGGAGGCUGGAUCGACCAAGAAUGAAGGUGGCGUUUACAACUACGUUCCUGGCAGCGAUGAAGAAAAGCGAUUGGUGAGGAAGAUUGAUAGACAUCUUCUCCCAAUGCUCUGGAUCAUGUAUGUAUUCAACUAUAUUGAUCGGACCAAUAUUGGUAACGCGAAGGUUGGGGGUAUGCAGGCGGAUCUCAAGCUCUCAUCGUCAGAUUACUCGCUCGUACUGUCCAUCUUCUUCGUUGGUUAUUUGCUGAACGAAGUGCCAUGCAAUAUGAUCCUUGCAAGGUCUACGCCUAGCAUCUUCCUUCCGACUGUGAUGGUACUAUGGGGAGGGAUGUCGAUCGGAGCUAAAGGUGUCAACUCACUCGGUGGGAUGGUUGCUUUCCGAAUGGUACUUGGACUGGUAGAAGCAGGAUUCUUCCCCGGAGUCAUGCUUCUCAUGUCUUGUUGGUACAAACCUGUGGAAAUGUCGAAACGAAUCGCUUUAUUCUAUACCGCGUCUUUAGUUUCCGGAGCUUUCGGAGGACUUCUGGCAGGAGGUAUCAUCGAGGGCAUGGAGGGUGUAGCAGGUACUCGAGGUUGGAAAUGGCUGUUCAUCAUCGAAGGAUUGGCAACGGUCGUCAUAGCAAGUGCCGCAUACUUCAUUUUACCCAACUACCCCACUACCACCAAAUGGCUCUCCGAUUCCGAGCGAGAACUGGCAGUAGCUAGACUCGGAACUGGACGAGAUGAAGAUGGAGAGCACAUGUCGCACUGGCAGGCUUUUAAAGUAGCCCUCAAGGAUCCAAAGACUUGGGUUUUCAUGCUCAUCUACAACGUAUUAAACAGUGUUGGAACUAUCUCCUACUUCUUCCCUACGCUGAUGACCUCUCUGGGAUACACCGGUCGAAAGGCACAAUUCAUGACUACUCCUAUAUAUUGCGUCGCCCUUGUCAUUUCAGUUAUUAACGGAUGGAACGCGGACAGGACCGGUCAAAAGGCAUACACUGUAAUGGGCGCUUGUAUCUGCGGUAUCAUCAGCUUCAUCAUCUGUGUCACGGUCCAUAACAAUGCUGUCAGAUACACCUUCAUCUGUUUUGGAGGCGCGGCCAUCUGGACCUCGGUUCCCAUCUUUCUCAGUUGGAUGGUGACCAUGUUCGAUGGAAGGGAGCCCCGUGCCAUCUCGAUCGCGCUUAUUAAUGGUGUUGGCAACCUCAGUAGCGUUUACGGCUCUUUCUUCUGGCCUUCGUCUGACGCACCUCAAUAUGUGACUGGUUUUUCAAUCACCACCGCUCUUAUUGGAUUUGCGGCAAUUUUGGUGGCACUCGCUAAAUGGAGGUACCAAGAUAAAGGUUUUGCGGGCAUUCCUCAACGGGGUACUAGGUGGUAG
Molecule: messenger RNA, 1398 nt
Organism: Kwoniella botswanensis
Lineage: Eukaryota; Fungi; Basidiomycota; Tremellomycetes; Tremellales; Cryptococcaceae
Exons: 8
Coding region: 1-1398 (465 amino acids)
Biological process (GO): transmembrane transport
Cellular component (GO): membrane
Molecular function (GO): transmembrane transporter activity
Source: RefSeq, a predicted model, not a curated record